GCCAAGUACCUGCAGCUCAAAUUCAAGCCUCAUAGCCCCAUACCGACCCCUCGCUAGCGCAUGAUGUGUAUAUAUACUGAGUGCGACAGGUAGCCUCUAAUCGUGACCCCCGUAUUAUUUCACGAUCUCCUCGAACUUCAAGACCGACUGUAAAUCAUAUUUUUGUCUGGCAAAUUUCUGACUCUACCUUCAAAUCCACAAGGUGCUUUGCCUGUAAUCGGACGCUUCCGAUGUUUCUCGAAUCCCUUCUAGUGCACAAACUCCCUCUCGAAAUUCUAUCCACAAUAUUCUCUAUCGCGACUCAUCUAUCUGAUGACCCCGUGUCAGCCAUCUCCGUUCCUUUAUCCAUUUCGCACGUAUGCGCUCGUUGGCGGAAAGUCUCCUUAUCCACAGGUAGCCUAUGGACGAGACUGGCCUUAUUUUUCCCUGCCAUUGACCCCGCACAGCUCACACGCACGAUAUGCUGGCUGAACCGUUCCAAAUCAUAUCCCCUCGAGAUUUUACUAGACCUUCGCUACUCUGAUUGGGACUGGCCAUCCUCGGGGGAUGGCCAUCCAUUUACGGGCGAGAUGCUACAGGUCCUCCUCACAAUCUUGUUACCUCAUGUUCAGCGUUGGAAAACAUUCGAGAUGUUAACAGACACGUGGGAGCCGAUUCACACUUUCCUAACGCGCAUUCGGGACACCCCGAACUUGAAAGCGCCUAUGCUUCAGAGUUUGGCGCUUUCCAGGUGUAACGCCUAUUUCGUUCGAAAAGGCGAGGUCUUUCAACCUAUUGAGCUGAAGGAACCGAUACCCCUGAUCAGUACGGGUAUGGAAGCCGAAGGUCUACGUGACGUCCUCCUUGCGGGCGUUCAUGUAGAUUGGACGAAAUCACGGUGUUUUCGGAAUCUUCUUGAUUUGACCCUCAAAUUCCAUUCCGCCGAUGUUAUGCCAUCAUUUCCCGAGUUCAAGAACAUGCUUGAUGCCUGUCCUGAUUUAGAAAGUCUAACGAUUCUAGGUUGGGGGCCCUCACUAGAUCCAAACAGUGAUGAAAAUAGUACUUCACAGACGAAACGGGAGCUUUUACUGCGCCUUCCCACUCUCAAAAGGUUCUCCCAUGGAUUCGUAGACGUCGAUUACGCAGUGGAUUUUCUCGCUCUUUUUAGACUUCCUUCACUUCGAGCGCUGGAACUACAGGACAUAACCGCCAACUUGAACGAGGACCCGUCGAUCGGUCUAGACGCGACCCCGGUUCUUGAGUGGCUGAUAUCUAAUGGCGCUCAAUUAUCGGACUUCCCUUCCAUCUGGUAUCCACUUUGUCAGGUUGAACGACUGGAACUAGAGGGGAUCAAAACCUCUCAACAGGUGUUUUCACGAUUCUUACGGGCGUUUACCUCCCUGAAGAAGCUGUGCCUGUCGGAUGUUGACUCUAACCUGCUUUCUGCACUCUACGCACGACAAGAUGAAGAAACCGUUCCAUCUCUACCAGGUCCGAUUGUCGUCGAGGGAAGGGAAAGACGAAGAUCUUCCUUUGCUUCAGUCAGUCUGACGCCGGCGCCAUUAUUGACAUGUCCCCAUUUGGUGGACAUGGUCUGCAGAAGGGUGGAUUAUAAGUAUUUAUCCAAGAUUAUCUCGGCAAGAUGUAAAGUGGAUUCUGGGGUCAAACCUUUGGAGACGUUGGAAAUUGAUUCGGGCGGAGAGGGGUCGGAAGGCUCCAGUUUUGCUUUGAGAGAGGAGGAUAGAGAAGCAUUUUUGAAAGCCGGCGUUGGAUUGCUUGUUAAUGGAGAGGCAAGAUGA
Molecule: messenger RNA, 1778 nt
Organism: Marasmius oreades (fairy-ring Marasmius)
Lineage: Eukaryota; Fungi; Basidiomycota; Agaricomycetes; Agaricales; Marasmiaceae
Exons: 1
Coding region: 231-1778 (515 amino acids)
Molecular function (GO): protein binding
Source: RefSeq, a predicted model, not a curated record